Notothenia coriiceps (black rockcod) is the source of this 1265-nucleotide messenger RNA. Its product is annotated as IQ and ubiquitin-like domain-containing protein. Gene Ontology annotation, biological process: flagellated sperm motility; cilium assembly. Gene Ontology annotation, cellular component: motile cilium; acrosomal vesicle. The transcript is spliced from 7 exons. Gene Ontology annotation, molecular function: protein binding. Lineage: Eukaryota; Metazoa; Chordata; Actinopteri; Perciformes; Nototheniidae. The record is from RefSeq and is a predicted model, not a curated record. The coding region runs from base 240 to 1265 and encodes 341 amino acids.
AGAAAGACGGCGUUAGCUCCGCUUGGCUAACUCAAAAACUCAUUUUAAAAAGUAGAAUAAAACAAGAAGGCGUUUAAACGAGUGACAGUGGACAGUGAUUUCUAAACGGUGUCACCGAAAGUUAACACUGGCUCUGCGUUUUGGAGGAUUUACAGCUCGUUUUGUUGACUUUAGUUGACUUGAAGUGAGAAAGCUAACAAGCUAACCUAGCAUUAGCCGGUCGGUUAGCUAAAGCUGUUAUGUCGGAGAGGAGAGAAAAUGAAGAGCAGGAGGUGAAAGAAUAUGAAGAAGAGGAGGAAGACACGGACACAAAUGUUGAAACAGGAGGAAAUACUGUAGAGCAGCCGGCAGAGGACGACAGAGAGCCGGGGAGGAGAGGAGAGGAGGAGCAGGAAGACAGGACGACCCCAGAUGUGCUGGAGGCCGCAGAAGAAGCUGAAUAUGAUCUGCAGGACGGUCUUAUAGGGCCUGUUAACACAAUAGAAGUUGGAAACUCAGUGGCAACAGAUGUGCUGGAGACUGUAGAGGAAGCUGAAACUCAGGCGGAUCUGUCCCAUGAUGCCGAGCAGCUCGGAGAGCCUCAGAGAACAGAACAUGUUGGAAACUCCACGGCGACAGUGAAGGUGGUGCUGGUGCCGGAGGGUCAUGUGAUGACGGUGGCGUUCGCCAUCGGCCUCAGCAUCGCCCAGCUGAAGCUCCACCUCGCCAACGAGCUCCGAGUUCCUGCUGACGUGCUGCACAUCUUUCUGGACGGCAGAGCGGUGGACGAGCAGCAGAGCCUGAUGGAGCUCGGCGUCCGGCCCAACGGCUCCACCCGGAUGGAGAUGAGCUCCAUCGACCCCGACUCACACCCUCUGCGCCCCCUCCGCCCCCCCGAGCAGGACAACAUGCCGGACGUCAUCACCGUCAGAGUGCAAACAGAGGAGAACAUGUUCCGGGAGGUGGUGGUGGAGAUCGAGCGUCCUCCCCAGCAGAAGGCCUUCCUGGGCGGGUUCAAACACCGGCUGACGGGGGCGCAGUACCACCAUGCCGCCAUGCAGACCCUCCCCAAGAGGAGAGCCGACAGAGGGGUGGUGCUCUUCAGCCGCAACACACAGACAGUGGAGCUGCAGUCUGAGGCGCAGCAGUGUCCGCUCGACGCCUCCACCCAGAUGACGGGGAUCGGCUGCUACGUCUCCUGCAUGGACGACAAGCUGGUCGCCCCCGGCAACUACAUCACAGCUGACCAGUACCACGAAGAGAGGCUGAGAGCUGUGAGUGACUAA